Atta colombica is the source of this 986-nucleotide messenger RNA. It is a transcript of the gene dnk, whose product is annotated as deoxynucleoside kinase-like. Gene Ontology annotation, molecular function: ATP binding; deoxynucleoside kinase activity. The record is from RefSeq and is a predicted model, not a curated record. Gene Ontology annotation, cellular component: mitochondrion; cytoplasm. The transcript has 4 exons. The coding region runs from base 58 to 876 and encodes 272 amino acids. Gene Ontology annotation, biological process: nucleobase-containing compound metabolic process. Lineage: Eukaryota; Metazoa; Arthropoda; Insecta; Hymenoptera; Formicidae.
CAAGGAUAGAAGUUGCGUAUAUGAGGUAUUUCUUACUGAGCCAAGCAGAUCCUUAGUAUGUUUUCAGUACUAAGUAAUGAAAUCAAGUAUGUCAUCUGUUUAGGUAAAGAAGCUCUUAAAGCCUUUAUCAAAAUGUCUGGUUCUAUUGGUAAACUAUAUAAACGUCCUUUCACUGUAUGCAUAGAGGGCAACAUUGGAAGUGGUAAAACAACAUUUUUAAGUCAUUUCAAGAAAUUCGACAAUGUUACUGUAUUAGAAGAACCUGUUGAACUUUGGCGUGAUAUAUGUGGGACAAAUCUACUGGAAUUAAUGUACAGCGAACCAUCUCGCUAUGCUUUCUUGUUUCAAUCUUACGUACAAUUAACUAUGCUCCAAUUGCACACUUGUAAAACACCCUCGCCAUACAAAAUCAUGGAGAGAUCUGUCUACAGUGCAAUGUGCUUCGUUGAAAAUUUAAAACGCAAUAAUAUACUACGUGAUGUUGAAGUUACAAUAUUAGAAAAUUGGUAUGACUGGUGUUUGAAAAAUGCCAAUAUAGAAACUGACUUAAUAGUAUAUUUGAGAACAACACCUGAGAUCGUGUAUGAAAGAAUGAAACAACGAGGUCGAAAAGAAGAGAACGCCAUCUCGUUAGACUAUCUGAAGCAAAUUCAUCAGGUCCAUGAUGACUGGCUCUAUCAUCAAAUUUUAAAGCCAUUGCCAUCGCCGAUUAUAACGAUAAACGGUGAUCGAGAGCUACAUGAAAUGGUGGAAGAAUUUGAUAAAUGUAAAAAUGAAAUCUUCAGCAAGGUAAUAGACGAAAGCGAUGUAAAUAAUACGAUGAUUACGGUAUCGAAAAAUCGCGUACUACCCAAAAUUAAAGCUGUUUCAGAUUAAACGUAAAGUAAAAAUAAUAAUUAAUUUAAAUACGAUUGAAACAAACCUGUCAUGCAUUUAAAUUGAUUAAUUAUUACAACUUCGUACAUUGUACUAUUUUCAUUUUACUG